AUGAGUCUCGACGCUGAAGGGUUGGUAAGCAGCCAGAAUGAGAUCCAUCGGCGCAUUUCUCGAUCCAUGGAAAACUUGAGGAAGAUGGGCGUCGCGAAUAUCACCGCGAGCGCCAUAGAUGCCAAGGUCGCAAUCCUCGACCAGCUCUGGGCGAAAUUCGAGAAUCAGCAUGAGCGUAUAAGAGCCGAGUUGAAAUCAAACUUCGACAGGAGUGAGUACGUUCAAUCUAAUCUGCUCGAAAUCGUCGAACUCGCCUACGUACAACAACGGAGCAAGCUGCUAGAGUACGCCAGACGAUUUUGCGAUGAGCCGCCGAAACUUGCUCAACCGAAAGAGCAAGGUGAAGAGCAUGCCUCUAAAACCGCGCUUCCGCGUAUAAAGCUUCCGCCGUUCUCCGGAAAAUACAAGGACUGGCUAUCGUUCCGCGAUCUCUUUCAAUCCGUAAUCGGGAAAAACCCAGCGAUCACCAACAUCGAAAGAUUUCAUUACCUGAAGUCCUGUCUGCAAGGACCCGCGAAGAGACUGAUUCGACCCUUGUCCGUGACCGGAGAGAACUAUGACCGCGCGUGGGCUCUUCUAAGUGAGCACUUCGAGAAUAAAAAGGAGCUUAUUCGCGCCAAUUUUUCCACCUCCGUAGCAAGGAUGAAGAGCGAGUCCGCGGAAGAGCUGAGCCGAAUCUAUCACGCGGUGCUGGCAACGGUCAACGCGCAAGAGAGCAUCGGACGUCCGAUACGCUCUCACGGCAUGGAUCUCUUCAAUCAUCUCGUGGUGGAGCUUUUCGAUUCUCGAACGCGCCUCGAAUGGGAGUCCUCCAUCUGCGAUUCUGUUGAGCCGGCUAGAUUCGACGCUCUAACUAGCUUCAUUAACAAGCGCAUUCUAACGUUGAACGCUGCGAAACCCAAAACAGGUAGCAAGGUUAAUGUAGAGUCGUCCCGCUCCGCGAAAGCUCAUUUUACGAAGCCCGGAUUCGAUGCGCAGUGUGCGCUCUGCAAAGGAAAGCACAUGCUUAUGACGUGCAGCGAUUUCAAGGCGAAGACAGCUAACGACCGAAUAGCCUUCGUGGAGGAUCACCGACUGUGUCUGAACUGCCUGGGAAAUCACGCCCUGGCUAAGUGUCAAUCGAAGAAAACGUGCCUGUCGUGCAAGGCGAAACAUCACACCCUGAUUCAUGACGCGUUCGUCUUAACCGCACCCGAGCCGGUGAGUGCACUAUCGGCCAUGCAUCGCUACGAUGACCGGAAAGCAAUCCUGCUUGCAACCGCGCGAGUGGACGUCGCUGACCGCGACGGAAAUCCGCAUUUCGUUCGGGUCUUAAUCGAUCAAGGGUCCGAGGUUUCGAUAGUGUCGGAAUAUCUAGUGCAACGACUGCACUUGCCGCGAUCGCGCUCGGCCGUCUCCAUAUUUGGAAUCGGCGGGUCACGCUUGGGUCAGACUCGAGCCGAUCCCUUCUUCUCGAACAGCGAUCUCAUCGAACUGCUUCUGGGAACCGAGGUCUGCUCUGUCAUAUUGGAGGAAGGAAUACGCAAGGGCGAACCUUCGGCGCCCAUCGCUCAAAAAACCACUCUUGGAUGGAUUCUUUCGGGCGGAUGCGACGCCGCCGCGAGCCACUGUAGCUACCGCUCUCUCCAAUGCUCCGUGGAUCACGAAUUAAGCGAGCUGGUGCAACGAUUCUGGAAACAGGAGGAGGAAGGCGCCGCCCCCGUCGCAUUGACCCCGGAUGAGGAAAUGUGCGAGAACCUGUUCGUUAGUACUCAUACGCGGACGGCCGACGGACGAUUCGUGGUCAGACUGCCGUUCGCCCCUAGGCCAAAGUCCUUAGCGGAAACGCGGAAGCCUGCGGCCAGGCUGCUGAGCUCCAUGGAACAAAAGUGUAGACAACACCCCGCGUUCGGAGAUCUUUACCGAUUCUUCAUGAAGGAGUAUGAGGACCUGAAACAUAUGGAGAAGGUCGAGCCGCAAUCACGAAGCCAGGACAAUCCCGAGACUUGCUACCUACCGCAUCACGGAGUGAUGAAAGAGUCGAGCUCCACAACCAAGCUGAGGGUCGUAUUUAACGGAUCACAGCGAACAGAAUCAGGUGAGAGCUUAAACGAUUUCUUACUCGUUGGCGCAAAUCUCAUACCCGCUCUGGCCGACGUUCUGUCGCGAUGA
This is a messenger RNA of Ooceraea biroi (clonal raider ant), 2151 nucleotides long. RefSeq lists its product as uncharacterized. The record is from RefSeq and is a predicted model, not a curated record. Gene Ontology annotation, biological process: proteolysis. Lineage: Eukaryota; Metazoa; Arthropoda; Insecta; Hymenoptera; Formicidae. Gene Ontology annotation, molecular function: aspartic-type endopeptidase activity.